CUGGCUAUCAGUCGUCAUGAGAACGCCGUUGUGAAUGCUUGUCGUUGCUGAGUACAAAGCAAGUUACAAGUGAAUUCCGUGUCAGUGUUUGACUUGUUUCAUAUUUAAUUGUAUACGAUAUUGUUACAAAAGUAUGUUAUAGUGUUUAGUGAGGUUACCAAUAUGACGUUGCGGUAUAUAAGUGCGUCCGUUGUGACGGUUGGCGUGACACUGGUCGUUUAUGCAUGCGCCGCGUUACAAGUAACCUCGGUGGAGGGGAGAGAAGAACCUCAUAAGUACACAAUAGAUGAACUUUUGUCGACAUACUUUGAAAAUAAAGAUUCAAAUGAUCUCGGCAUGGAUCCUUGUAAGGCUGAAAAUUUUCAAGGAGACAUCGCUAUACCUGAUAUAGAUUACUUUAAACCAGCAAACACAGCCCCGACAACAUCCAAAAUCAAUAAAUCGCUUCAAGAGGAAGUAGAAAGACUUAAAAAAGAAGUUCUAUUAGAAGGACUCCAAGUUGAAGAAGAGGGUUUACCAGAUAUAUUGAGAAAGAGAACCAAACAGCCUACAUCGAUAUCAAGAGAAAAACCAAAAAAAUUCAAUGAAGUUACUGUAAUAACUAAGGUGAUUCCACCGGGCUUAGAUAAAUCGAUAUUGAUGAAAAAUGGUAAAAUACCACCCGGCGAAGAUUUAGAUAGUAUUCACAUGGGCAAUCAGAGCAGGGAUAGUCAUUUAAACCAAUCAAGUGUAACUGACAACUUAACUGAAUCUGAAAGUCUUGAACAGGAUGGCGUGUUAGUUGUUAAUGUCUCAACUGAUAAUAUAUUGAAUCUAGAUGAAUUUUAUCCUAAUAUACAACUGUCAAACUUUUCAAACAAAAUGGAUGAAGUUACAAACAAAAUACAAAGUAACAGUCGUGAAAUAACAGGAGACAAUAAUAACUUUAAACUUAAAGACUUACCAGAGAACAUGACGGUUGCUCCUGCUCCUACGAACGGUGUUAUAUUUACAAAUGAAGAUGACAAUGAGAGUCUCAUCAAGGCUACUGAAUUAAAUCAAGAGCUCAAUGCAAAUUAUAAUAUCAAUGAUCUAUUAAAACCCACGGAAAGUUUACAAAGUGUUGUUAAUCUUUCAAGCCAUAAAAGACGACGAAGAAGAAGACACGGGAACGGGAGACGCUUAAGAAAUAUUCAAUCAAGUGAACGAAGAGGUCACAAUGCUGUGAAAAAUUCGGGUGGGGAAAAUGGAUUAGAACUUAAAAAAUCAGUCCUGCGUCACGAGAAAGCAAACGAUUUAAACCAACAUGAACCAGCCAUUCUACUGCCUGAACAUGAAUUUUAUGAUAAAUUCGAACUAAAAUCUCCUCAAAAAAACGUAUUCAAUGAAACUAAGGACCAAUCGUUUAAUGGCUGGUUUUUUCGGGACUCUGAAGAAGAUUUAGAAGCAAGCGAAACUCGUCACCACAGAAAUCAUUACUAUAAUCAUACACAGAUGAAAAGGAGACAUCGCACGGCCAGAGCCGCUACGAACAGGAAGGAGCGUAUUUGGGAAAACGGUGUCAUUCCGUAUGAAAUCGACGGUAACUUCAGCGGCGCUCACAAAUCUCUGUUCAAGCAGGCUAUGAGACAUUGGGAGAAUUUCACUUGCGUCAAAUUCGUUGAAAGGGACGCUGAAUUACAUCGGGAUUACAUUGUGUUCACAGAACGACCGUGCGGAUGUUGUUCAUUCGUCGGAAAACGUGGCAACGGAGCCCAAGCGAUAUCGAUCGGAAAGAACUGUGACAAGUUUGGGAUUGUGGUCCAUGAGUUGGGACACGUGGUCGGCUUUUGGCACGAACACACUCGACCCGACCGGGACAGACAUGUUCAAAUAAUCCGGGAUAAUAUUAUGACUGGGCAAGAGUAUAAUUUUAAUAAGCUAACAGAAGAAGAAGUAAAUUCUUUGGGACAGACGUACGAUUAUGAUUCUAUCAUGCAUUAUGCGAGAAACACUUUCAGUAAAGGGACGUUCUUAGAUACGAUUCUACCUCUUGAAGUUCAUGGGAAGAAGAGACCUGAGAUAGGACAGAGAGUGAGAUUGAGUGUGAGUGACAUAGCUCAGACUAACUUACUAUAUAAAUGUGCAAAAUGCGGAAAAACGUUCCUUGGUAACUCAGGCUGGUUUAAUUCUCCUGGCUGGGGUUCUGAAACACCACCAGAGACUCCGGAGAAAUGCGAAUGGAGGAUAGUCGCCACUCACGGAGAACGAGUCGUCCUGAACAUUACUGAGAUAGAUAUUCACAAAACGGAUGGUUGUCGUUCGGAAUGGGUGGAAGUCAGGGAUGGUUAUAUGCCAAACGCACCAGUCCUUAGUCGUAUCUGUGGUUCAGGGAAAGGACCAAUGAUGAGAUCAACGGGAUCCAGGCUAACGGUGGUCUACCAGCCGGGGACGAGGUCCAAACCUCACAGAGGAUUUAGAGCACAUUACGAAGCUGUAUGCGGCGGAGACAUAGAAGUUGAUAGUAGUGGUCAUCUAGAGUCACCGAACUAUCCCGAUGAUUAUCAUCCAAAUAAAUUAUGCAUUUGGAGACUUUCCGUGCCACAAGAUUACCAAGUAGCAUUACGAUUCCAUUCAUUCGAAGUGGAAAACCAUGACACCUGCAAUUAUGAUAAAGUAAAAGUAAGAGACGGAGACUCAAUGGACAGUCCUCUGAUAGGGAUGUUUUGUGGACAUAAGAUUCCGCCUGACAUAAGGUCAACAUCAAACAAACUGCUCGUGAUCUUCGAGUCUGACAGUUCGGUACAGAAAGCCGGUUUCUCGGCUACCUUCAUGAAGGAAUACGAUGAAUGCACCUCCAUAGACCACGGCUGCAGUCACUCUUGCGUCAACACUCUCGGUGGUUACGAAUGCGCAUGUGACAUUGGCUAUGAGUUGCAUUCAGAUGGAAAGAAAUGCGAGAAUGCAUGUGGCGGAGUGCUUUACGCUCCGAACGGUACAAUAACCUCACCGUCUUUCCCGGACUUGUAUCCAGCAUCCAAGAACUGUCUUUGGGAGAUCGUAGCGCCGCCUCAACACAGAAUCACUCUAAACUUCACUCAUUUCGAUUUAGAAGGCAGCAAUAAUAUGUAUCACCAGGAGUGUGAAUACGAUAGUGUGACGGUCCAUUCGCGACUUGGUGCUGACGUGUUACGGAGGCACGGCGCUUUCUGUGGUUCGGUCGUCCCGCCGCCUGUCACCUCAGACGGAUCCGUGUUGCGAGUACAGUUCACGUCGGACACAUCCGUUCAUCAUUCGGGUUUCGCGGCCGCGUAUUACAUAGACGUUGAUGAGUGCGCAGACAAUAAUGGUGGCUGUGAACACGAGUGUCACAACACUCUUGGCGGAUAUGAGUGCGCGUGUCACAGUGGGUUCACACUGCACCCUAACAAGCACGACUGUAAGGAAGGCGGGUGCAAACAUGACAUCACGCACCCGCACGGAACCAUUUUUAGUCCAAACUACCCAGACUUGUAUCCAUCACGGAAGGAUUGCGUGUGGCAAUUUUCUACCACCCCAGGGCAUCGUAUCAAGCUCAUAUUUAACGUGUUUGAGUUGGAGCCGCAUCAGGAAUGCACGUACGACCACGUAACAAUCUACGACGGAGCUUCAGCCGACGAGAAAACUUUGGGUAGAUUCUGCGGCAGUAAACUUCCGCAUCCAGUGGUCGCGUCACAGAACCAGAUGUACGUAGUGUUCAAAUCCGACGCUUCUGUGCAGAGGAAGGGGUUCCUAGCUACUUAUUCCACCGCUUGCGGGGGUUACCUCUCGGCAUCAGAGACAGUGAAGCACUUGUACUCCCACGCUAGAUACGGGCAUGACUCAUACGAGUCGCGAGCUAACUGCGAUUGGAGCAUUGUGGCGCCAUUGGGAUAUUUCGUACGACUUACAUUCCUCACAUUCGAGUUGGAACCGGAAGCUAAUUGUGGUUAUGACUUCGUUCAAGUCUUUGGUGGUUUGGAAGGCAGUUCUGGUGAUUACGGAAGCUUUUGUGGAUCUAAGAUGCCGCCACAAAUAGUUUCUACAACAGAGGCUCUCCUACUGAGGUUCCGUACAGAUGAUUCUAUAGUAUUCAAAGGAUUUUCUGCAUCAUACGAAGCUGUGAAACCUGACGUGUGGAGCGGAGAAGAUAGCUCCGAGGGCGGAGAAGAUUUGGACGAAGAAGAAGACGAAGAAAUGCCACCUCUAGUUUUAGGGAGGAGAGGUCUCCGCGCCCCUUUACCACGAUUCGUUCGUCGGCCCACGUGACGGUGGCCAUUACGUCACAGACACCGGCAGCAUAGAAAUGCCCAUCGUGUCAAACCAAGACCAUUUUAAAAACGCAUUCAGCUAUCCAUUGCCAUAUUAGAUUUAUCAUAUUAUACUUUGAAGAAUAUACCAAAUAGUAAUAAUAAUCUUAAAUUGAAAUAGAAUGUUGACAUAAAAUUAAUUAGCUAACGAGCAAUAUAAAUUUAUACCCCUUCAGCUUAAUCUUUCCUCUUUUCAAUAGUUUAAGCCUAUAUAAAUUUUAAAACUGUAUCUGGCUAGUCUUGUGGUAAUAACGUUGUUUUUAUAUCCGAACGGAUUCUAUGAAGUCAAAAAAACAGUUCGAAAUAGUUUUAUAUGACUGAUUGUAAAUGUAAAUAAAUUAUUCGUAGGAAUAGACUUAAUACUUAACGUAGUUACCAAUUGAAUACUCUUAAUAUAUUAAUUAAGAAAAUAUUAUAAUUUUUUUUAUAUAGUGUAUGUAAGUAUAUAAAUCUUUUCCAACAACCAAAGAUUUAUCGAUAGUAGAAGUUACAUAAAAUAUGUGCCAUUUAAUAUAUAUUAAUAUUGUAAUUUCAAAUACUUUGAUUUUGAAGUGUAUGUUUAUAGGUAGAAUGUACUUACAAAAUAAACUUCAUAUUUGUAAUAUAAGAUACCAUUUUCUCUGUUUUUAAGAAAAUUUGACUAACUAAAUACUAUUACGAAACAAGAUAUAUGACAAUACACGUAGAUUUAAGUUAAUUAAGCAUAAUAUUUAAAUUGUAAUAAUUAAAUUAAAAUUAUUCCAAUUUUUCAAUAAAUCCCGUUUUUAAUUUACUCAGUAUAUGUAAUUUUUUAUGUUUAAAUAAUAUUUUAACGUAUUUAGACAUAAAAGUCAUAUAAUUCAAAUAAUUAAUUGUCUUUGGUCAGGAAGCAUUCACUAAGAAAUAAACAAGUGUGUUACUCUUAUUACUAGAUACUGUAGAAAUGUUUUAGGAGUAGAAUGAUAAAAAUAUACGUUUGAAUGAUGUUUGUGUGCCAAAAUCAAUAUCAGUGUAUACAUAAUACUCAAUGUGUACAACAUAACAUAUUUUUACUUUAAGGCGGAAAUUUGUCGUGUAGAAAUGUCAUAUUAUUUUUAUUAAAAUUAUUAAAAAUCAAA
Messenger RNA from Danaus plexippus (monarch butterfly), 5383 nucleotides. RefSeq names its product tolloid-like protein 1 (gene tok). Lineage: Eukaryota; Metazoa; Arthropoda; Insecta; Lepidoptera; Nymphalidae. Gene Ontology annotation, biological process: proteolysis. Gene Ontology annotation, molecular function: metalloendopeptidase activity; calcium ion binding; zinc ion binding. The record is from RefSeq and is a predicted model, not a curated record. The coding region runs from base 163 to 4245 and encodes 1360 amino acids. The transcript is spliced from 20 exons.